This is a messenger RNA of Alternaria atra, 1338 nucleotides long. RefSeq lists its product as uncharacterized. NCBI's taxonomy places the organism in Eukaryota, Fungi, Ascomycota, Dothideomycetes, Pleosporales, Pleosporaceae. The coding region runs from base 1 to 1338 and encodes 445 amino acids. The record is from RefSeq and is a predicted model, not a curated record. The transcript has a single exon.
AUGGCGCCUCAUACCAUUAAGCAGAAGGCUGUCUCGUAUUUGGAAUCAUACAUCGAUCUUGCUAUUCAGAAUGGCACAUCUGUGCCUGACCUACCGUGUGCUCUCGUCCACGUUGUAGAUGCUCAGAACAAUGUGCUUUUCUCCCAUGGCAAUGCUUCAGGAAAACGACCUACACCGAGCUCUAUGGCCAUCAUUCAGUCUCUUACCAAGAUUGUCGGCGCGAUGGCUUACAUGCAGCUCGUCGAAAACGGCCUCGUGACCCUCGACGACCCCGCCACCAUCAAUACCUGGUUACCUGAACUCGCCGCCAAACAGGUAUUGACUGGCUAUGAAAUUGAUGCUGAGACAGGGAAGAAAUUAUGGCAGUUCGAAGAUCGAAGGGGCGAUAUAACGGCAAGGAUGCUGAUGAAUCAUACAUACGGCGGUGGGCACACCUAUUUCAAUAAGCUGUUAUUGGAGUACAUACAAGACCUCGGCGAAGGAGUCUGGGAAACAACAAACGAAGCGACAAGCCCUUACGGGAUACUCCUUGCAAGCCCUCUGUUAUGGCAACCAGGCACACAUACAAACUACGGCCAAGGUCUCGACUGGAUCGCCGUACUCAUCGAACGCGUCACCAAGCAAUCCCUCCACUCCUACCUCCAAAAGAACAUCUUCGAUCCACUUGGCCUAAAGGAAAUCGGUUUCGAACCAGCAUACGGUGGAGACGUCACAUCGUCUCCACACAACACUGGCAAAUUCUGGCCUAGGACGUUGCGAAACGGCGAAGAGUUCAUCACUAUUGAUCCGCCGGAACCUGAGAUUGUAAGAAGGCUGGAUGCAUUCCCCGAGGGCGGUUAUCAUACUGGUUGCCUAGGAACGGGUUUAGUCGCUAGUGCAGGAGACUACACACACCUCCUUACUAUCCUACUUCCACAGAACGCUGGAGUGGAUCCCAUCAGUGGCCGUCGAAUACUCUCUGCCGGAAGCGUAAUGGAGAUUUGUCGUCCGCAGCUGCCUGAAGCUCUUCGCAAUGACUCCCGCUGUUUGCAAGACUCGGGUGCGUCUCCUAUUAUUAUUCCUGUAGAUCUCUCUGUACCAUUCCUGGAUCCGCAAGGCAGCUUUGGUCUGGGAUGCGGUGUCCAGGGCGCGGAUCGAGUAUUUGAUAAUGGGAAAGGGGGAAGAAGCAAUGGGAGUGUGUAUUGGUAUGGUGCGACGAAUGUUGAGUUUUGGGUUGACAAGGAAAAGGAGAUUGUGGUGGCAGUGUGGGGGAAUUAUUACCCUUUCUGUGAGAAGGCUUGGAUGGACUUUGUUGCGGGUGUGGAGGGGCUUUUGUAUGAGGGGUUGGAGAGGAGAUAG